AUGGAAGCUGCCCGAGUAAUCUCUGUGAAAACAAUCAAAGCAUCCACUCACAAUUCCUCAGAGAUAAUCGAGUUAAAUCCAUGGGAUCUCCAAUUUCUCCACUAUGAGUAUAGCCAAAGAGGCCUCCUUUUUCGCAACCAAGAAAACACAUCGACCAACCAAAUACAGCACCUCCAACACUCCCUUUCCGCAGCUCUCGCCUUCUUUCCACCCCUCGCUGGUCGUCUCGUUAUUCUCCAACAUCACCAAAACACAGUCUCAUCCCAUAUCCUAUGCUCAUCCCAUAUCCUAUGCAACAACGCGGGUGUCCUCUUUCUUCAUGCUGUUGCACCCAACACCUCCGUUGCUCACAUCCUUCAACCCAAAUACGUUCCUCCCAUUGUUCGCUCCUUCUUUCCAUUCAACGGCGUUGAAAGCAACGAUGGCACAUCACAGUCAUUGCUUGCUGUGCAAGUGACGGAGCUACUUGACGGCAUCUUCAUCGCCUUUGCAGUCAACCACGUCGCUGCUGACGGCAAGUCAUUUUGGCAUUUUGUGAAUUCGUGGGCUGAAAUCUCACGUGGUUCCAAUAAAAUACCCAAACUCCCUUCUCUCCAGCGCUACUUUCCGGAUGGCAUCCACCGCCCCAUACUCUUUCCUUUCGCAAAGAAGGAAGUUUUUCCGCUCCUCGAAUCUCAACCGGUACAUUGUAGGGUCUUCCACUUCUCUAAGGAUAAAUUAGCGGAACUCAAAUCAAAAGCCAACGCAGAGGCCAACACCAACAAAAUAUCUUCUCUGCAAGCGCUUUUAGCCCUCUUUUGGCACACUGUCACCCGUUACAGACGUGUUGACCCGCAAGAAAAUGUGCAUAUUGUGUUGAUGAUUGGCCUUGGGCACAGGAUGACUCCACCGCUGGCAGAGGAUUAUUUUGGAAACUCGUUGGUGCUUGAUUUUGUGACCAUGAAAGCGGGGGAACUGUUGGAGUGUGGGCUCGGAAAGGGUGCUUUGGAGAUGAACAAGAUGAUUGCUUCGCACUCUCAUGAGAAGGUAAAGAACCGCUGUGAGUCCUGGGGGAGAACCCCAGCGGUGCUUUUACCAACGAAAAUGGAUACCGGAAAUAUGUUCUUGAUUGCAUCUUCCCCGAGGUUCAACAUUUACGGUAAUGACUUUGGGUGGGGAAGACCCGUGGCAGUUCGAAGUGGUGGUGUAUUUAGUAUCAACGGAAUGAGUAUGGUAUAUGCUGGAGCUGAAGAAGGCUCUAUUGACAUUGAACUGUGCCUUCCUUAUGAGCUUUUGGAGGCCAUGGGAAAUGACCAUGCAUUCAUGGAUUUCGCAUCCAACUAA
This is a messenger RNA of Sphenostylis stenocarpa, 1323 nucleotides long. The record is from the annotation of a GenBank genome assembly. Lineage: Eukaryota; Viridiplantae; Streptophyta; Magnoliopsida; Fabales; Fabaceae.